Caenorhabditis remanei is the source of this 1590-nucleotide messenger RNA. RefSeq lists its product as uncharacterized. NCBI's taxonomy places the organism in Eukaryota, Metazoa, Nematoda, Chromadorea, Rhabditida, Rhabditidae. The record is from RefSeq and is a predicted model, not a curated record. Gene Ontology annotation, biological process: collagen catabolic process; extracellular matrix organization; proteolysis. Gene Ontology annotation, cellular component: extracellular matrix. The transcript is spliced from 8 exons. Bases 1 to 1590 code for a protein of 529 amino acids. Gene Ontology annotation, molecular function: zinc ion binding; metalloendopeptidase activity.
AUGUUCCAUGAUAUUCUUAUCCUAUUCCUAGCAUUUAUUCCAUCUUUAUUCGCACGAAAUGUAGAUCAUACAGAAUUUCUUCAAAAAUACGGUUAUCUGCCACGCGGCAGCAACCAAGUAAGCUCAGAAUCAUUAUCAGAAGCACUCAAAAAUAUGCAACGAAUGGCUGGAUUAGAGGAGACUGGAGAAUUAGAUGAGAGAACAAAACGGAUGAUGGAAAGACCGAGAUGUGGACAUCCGGAUGUACAUGAGGAGAAAAGUUCUCGUGGGAAACGGAACACUCCACCUAUCUUCAAAUGGCAGGAUAAAACUAUCACAUAUGGAUGUAAAUCAGCUGGGACCUCUACUCGAAUCUCGUUGGAUGACUUGAGACGGACCAUGCAUCAAGCCGCUUCCCAGUGGAGCGAACUUGCAGAUGUGGAAAUCGUAGAAUCAUCAGAAACAAAUCCAAUGAUUCAAAUCACAGCUGGGAGAGCAAUGCAUUAUCCGUGCAGAGUAAGUUUCGAUAGACAGACAUUAGCACAUGCAUUCUUUCCACCUCAUGGCCAGAUUCAUAUCAAUGAUAAUGUUAAUUUCGUGAUGACUAAUUACACUGAGAGAAUUGGAGGUAACUCCCUGUAUUCUGUCGUUGCUCAUGAGAUGGGACAUGCUCUUGGAUUCAGUCACAGUUCGGAUAGUGAAAGUAUUAUGUUUGCAUAUGAUACUCCGAGAAAAUGGAAGUUCACUUCAGAGGAUAAAAAUAUGAUGCGAAAUUAUUAUGGACCAAAAAAGAGUUCGACGAGGUCGAGGGAAGAAGAUAAUCGUGAAGACAGAGAAAGGGAUGAGAGACGGAAAUAUGAAAAAGAGAAAGAAAAAGAAAGAGAGAAAACAAGAGAAAGAGAACACGAAAAAGACGAUAUUCGUCCGGAUGAAUGUCGAGUCGAGAAUCCGAUUGUGGUACAGUAUCGAGGAGAAUAUUUAGUAUUUAAAAGUCAAUGGGUGUGGCGUGUCUCUUCCGAUUGGAAACGUCUCAUCACUAAAGCUGUCCCAAUCGAUCAAUUAUUUCCCGGACUUCCGAAUCCAAUUGAUGCUGCAGUGUCAGUUGGACAUCAUUUAUGGGUUUUUGUUGGUGAAAAGAUACAUGUUAUCUAUGGUAAUCGAAUGGCUCAUGCUCCGUUAACACUUUCGAAUAUUGGAAUUAAUGAAAAGUAUAUCGAUUUGGCUUAUGAAUGGCAUUACUUCAAUCCGCCAGCCAUUUAUAUUUGGAAAGGUUCUCGAUAUUGGAAACUUGAUGAAAAAAUGGAUCAUCGAAGAGUCGAUGAAAGAUACCCAAAACCAAUAGAUUUGAAUUGGGGAAGAGUUCCAAAGGGUGUCAACUCAGCAUUCACUUAUCAGAAAGAGAUUCAUUUCAUUCGAAGAGAUCAAGUAUACCGGAUGAAUUCUUCGAGAUCUGUUUUUGAUGUUGCCGAUGGGUAUCCUCAGCCAUUCUCGUCCAUCUUUGCAUUCUGCCCAAGAAAUGAAAAACUUACAUUGAACUCUUCACACUAUUCGAAGAAUUAUUUCUCCGCUGUUGUCCUCUUUACCAUUACGAUACUCACAUCUUAUUUCUGA